GCUGAUACAUAGUCACAUAUCAUUACUUAAAAAAGUCUGGUUUUUGGAGCAAGUCGGCCAAAUGGGUUCUCUAAUGGCGGGAUGGGAUUCUACUGUAUCAGAAUCAGAUCCUGAAUCAGUCAUACGCGAAAGAAAUCGAUCGCUUACCAAGGAAGAGAUUGAAGCUUAUUGGAAGUCACAGAAGGGAAUGGAGGAAGAACAUCUCAAGGGUACCUUUAGUCCAUCAGAUAGCUGCAACCCCUUGUCCAAUACAAAACAGGACGUGGAUGCAGAAACAAACCUGGAGAAUAUCAUGAAGAAAAAUGGGUGGUGGAGAAGGAGCAAUUGGGCAUUCUUGAAUGAACCGCCAGUUCUUGACCGCCAUAUCAGCAGUUACAAACCACAGUUCCACGUUGCCAACCUUGCUGCUUCCAAGCUUAACAAAAAUUCCGGAAUCAGUGUUUAAUCUUCGGCUCUGUGCUAUCUUUUGUGGCCAUAUCUUUUAUGUUAUAAAAAGUUGUAAGAGCAUUGUUUAGAUGUCUGCUUGUGCAUGAGUUCGUGGAGUCUAUACAUUUUUUUCUGAGCCAAAGUCUGUACAUAAAUAUGAAGGGGAAUGAAUCCGUAUUAAGCA
Molecule: messenger RNA, 610 nt
Organism: Hibiscus syriacus
Lineage: Eukaryota; Viridiplantae; Streptophyta; Magnoliopsida; Malvales; Malvaceae
Exons: 3
Coding region: 62-445 (127 amino acids)
Source: RefSeq, a predicted model, not a curated record